Pristis pectinata (smalltooth sawfish) is the source of this 4714-nucleotide messenger RNA. It is a transcript of the gene dnaaf2, whose product is annotated as dynein axonemal assembly factor 2. Gene Ontology annotation, cellular component: cytoplasm. Gene Ontology annotation, biological process: axonemal dynein complex assembly. The transcript has 3 exons. Bases 52 to 2781 code for a protein of 909 amino acids. Lineage: Eukaryota; Metazoa; Chordata; Chondrichthyes; Rhinopristiformes; Pristidae. The record is from RefSeq and is a predicted model, not a curated record.
CGACGGGUGGCGGAUGGCUCCGCGCUGAGGCCGCUGCACUCCCUGCCCAGCAUGGCGUCGGCCUCCAAGCUGGAGGAGCUGGAGUUGACCCGCGAAGAAGUGGACCGUUUCUCGGCAGCGCUGAAAGAUGAGAAGUUUAGAAAAAUGCUGUCGGAAUACGCGGAGGAAAUCUCCAAACCGGAAAAUAAGAAAAAGUACGAAGAGGAGAUCACCCAGCUGGAGAAGGAAAGGGGAGUGGACGUGAAGUUCGUGCACCCCAUCCCGGGCCAUGUCCUGAAAACCAGCGUCAACGGUGACAAGAAAUGUUUCAUCAACGUCUGCAGCAACGAUCUGAUCAAUAAGCCCGUUUGCAAACCCAGGAAAGGCAACGACGGGGCACUGGGGCAGCAUUGGUCUCUGCCCUAUAGCCUCACGCCUGGGAGGGAGGAUCUGGGUGCAGGCGGCAAAAAGCACCUGAUUUAUGAUGUGGUGUUUCACCCGGACACUCUGUACAUGGCUGAAAGGAAUGAGAGGUUUAGAAAAAUGGUGGAUGAAAUUUCAUUGGACGCGAUAGAGAAGCAACUAAGUGCAAAGCUGGAUUUGAGAAACGUUAAGACUUUGAAACUAAAAUACAAGGGGAUGCCCCAUGCCACUGUUAUCCGCAAACCACUGCCUGGUGGCCCUAAGGAACUUCCAGAAGAAGACAGUCCUUUAAGGUUUCCUUAUCCCUACGAUCUUCCAAAAUCAGAAAAUGCCUCUCGAAGUGAUAUCAAGGAUCAAAGUACGGCUGAAAGAUCAAACGCUGCUGGGAAGGACAAAAAUAAGAAAAUGCAAGAGAACAAAUUUACCCAACCUAAAUACUCCAUUGUUUAUCGAUCAACUUUUGACAUGCAGGAUUAUCGAUAUGCCCGUGAUGCUGCCCCCAGCACCAGACCUAAAGAACUGGUAGUUACUAUCGACCUCCCUCUGCUUAAUUCUGCCGAGAAUGCUUGUUUGGAUGUAACCGAAAAGUUGUUAUGCUUAGAGUCGCAGAAACCAGCUUACAAGCUUGAUUUGACCCUGCCAUAUCCGGUAGAUGAAAAUCAGGGGUCAGCUAAAUUUAACAAAUCCAAGAGACAGCUUGUGGUUACGUUGCCUGUUGUUCCUGCAAAACAAGUCCCAGAAAUGGAAAAAUAUCACAGUUGUGAUUUUGAGCCAGAAGGGAAGGACAGUGAUUCCACGGAGAAUGACCAGUCACCACUGAAACCAGAAUUAUAUCAGUCUGAAGGAGAUUCCCAUCAGAAAAAUGGAGAAAGCAAUAUUGCUUGUAUAAAUUAUGAAGAUGGGCGUAAAGAUUCUAAUUGGGAGCAAUCUCAAACGAAUGAACACCUUGGACUCAGCCACAUUACAAAAUCUAUCUCAUCAGGUGUUAAAGUAACUACUUCGAUUUCAAGUAAUCAUUUUCUGAAACCGAGUGAUGUGAUUGUUUCUCCCCAAAUUGUUUCAGAAGUGGAUUCUGAAGGGCAGAAGAACCUCCCUGAGGAAAGUGCAGUAGCUUCUAAUGAUCAAAGUUUUCAUGGGUCUUUGGAAAAGCAGUGCAGUAGUACUAUAGAUGGACAAAUAAAUGAGCAUCCACAAGUAAAUUCAUCUGAAAAUACCAAAUUCUGCUCAGAAUACUCUUUAAAGGAAAAUGAACCUGUGUGUCCAGAUUUCCAUUACCAUCAGAAUGAAAGCACUGUUACAUUUAUACUAAAAGUGAGAAAUAUCAAUGAAAAUAGUUUGAAAUCUGUUAUUCAUACCCACGACUAUAACAUCAUGUUUGGGACAACAGACUCAGAUAUCUUGUAUUCCUUAAUUAUUCAGUUUCCUGCCGAACAUCAGCUGGAUACUAGAGAAAGCAUACUUAACAUAUCAAAAGACAAUGCAGCAGUAGUGUUAAUAAAGUUAGCUGAGAGUCGAGGCUUGUGGCAAAGCUUUUGCGCUGGACAUACACACAACUCAUUGCAGAAAAAGUUGUUUGUAACUUCAGAAAAUGCUGAUCAAUUCCUGAGUACUUCCUUGAAGGAUUCAGUCCCCGCUGACCCAGCUGAAAAGUGUUCAGCAGUGUUGAGAGUGUCAGAAGUCAGUGAAAGUGGCCUUGUCAUUUACUCAAAGUUUCAGCAACAAGAGAAGGAUGAAAUCAGCUCUCAUGCACAUGAUCUGAAUCACAAUGGAGCUUGCAGUACUCCAUCAAAUAUUCAGCAACACGGAGAAGAAAUCGGCUUUACUGAAUCUAUUGCAAGUGAUGAUAAAACAGAAAAGGAUAUAUCUUUGGUAGACAAUGGUGUGGAAUUUGUAUCUAGUCAGCAAGAUGAAUUGGGUAUCCUGUCAGGGAAUUCUGAUAAUUAUGUACAGUUACAUAGUUCAUCAGAAGGAACAGGAAUAAUUUUGAAGCCUGGGGUGGACCAGGUAUCUCACAGUAGCUGCAUGAAUCCCGUUGAUGGGAAUAAGCUUAUUAGUGAGAUUGAAAAUGAAAGUCAGUCAGUUACGCCAGCCUCAGACCUUGAUGUGCUACAGGCAGAGGAUCCAAUAUCUCUGAAUAAUGAGUCCUCGGCUAGUUCUGACUGUGCAAAAAGGGAGGAUGGUAAUAAUGAAACUCUUGAUGAAGAUGACCUUCCAACUGAUCAAAUGAAUGACAGUGAUUCAGAGUUUGUUAAACAAACAGCUCCAUUCCAAAUUCUGGAGGAAGUUAAUCCGGUUGAUAAAAGUAUGAAGGUUAUUUGUGACCAUACAACACAUUCUGCAUUCACCUUUCAGAAUACUGAACUAUAUCAACUGGAUUAAAGAAAUACUUAUUUUGUUUAUAAACACAACAUAAAUGUACAGUGUUAUUGUACAAUAAAAUGUAACAGUUUGUUUAGAAUUCUAUAGUAUGCGUGUUAUUUUAAAACUUAAAACUAGAAUGCAGUAUAGACUGAUUUCUUAAAUCACAUAUUUAUGAAACAAAAGAAGACCACUUUAACCCAUCCUGUCUGUGCCGGUCAAAAAAACCAAUUCCAUCUUCCAGCCCUUAAUGCAGGUCUGCAGGUCACAGCCCCUCUAAGCAAAAAAGCUUUCUUCAUUGCCUCUCAGAUCCUAUCAAAUGCCCCCUAGUUUUUAGAGUCAUACUGCAUGGAAACAAGCCCUUUGGCCCACCGACUCCACACCAUCAAGCGCCCAUUUACACUAAUCCCACAUUCCCAACAAUUCCUCCCAGAUUCUAUCUCCCACCAACACAUGAUUGGCAUUUUAUAAAGGGUAAUUAACCCACCAACCCACACAUCUGUGUAUGUGGAAGGAAGCCAGAGGGAAACCCAUGUGAUCACAGGGAGAACAUGCAAAUUCUACACAGACAGAACCAGAGGUCAGAAUUGAACCUGAGUCAUUGGAGCUGUAAGGCAGCAGCUCUACCAGCUGCAGCACUGUGCCUUUUGAAUCCUCUACUAAGGAAAAUAGCUCUUUCCUAUUUACUCUCAUAAUCUUAUACUUAAAUAUUCUCUCAGUUUAACCAGGUGAGUCCAGGACCAGAGGGCACAAUCUUAGAAUUAGAGGGUACAGUUUCAAAACAGAGAUGAGGAGAAAUUUCUUUAGCCAGAGGGUGGGGAAUUUGUGGAACUCCUUGCCACGUACAGCAGUGGAGGCCAGAUCAGUGGGGGGGCGUUCAAGGAGGAGAUAGAUAGAUAUCUAAAUAGUCAGGAUAUCAAGGGAUAUGGGGAUAAGGCUGGAAAUUGGGAUUAGAAUAGGUUUUUUUUUCCCAUUCCCCAUUUCUCAUUUCUUUUUUCCCUUUUCCUUGGAGCAGACUCGAUGGGCCGAAUGGCCUGCUUCUGCUCCCUUGUCUUGUGAUCUUGUGAACCUGUUCCAAGGAAAACAAUAUGAGCAUAUCCGUUCUUUCCCAUUACUAAAAUGUACCAGUCUUGGCAACGUCCUCAUAAAUCUCUGCUUCUUUUCCAAUGCAAUUAAGUUUUUCCUGUAAUGUGGUGAUCAGAACACAACACAGUAUCUAACUCGUGUGUCUUUCGUGUGUAACUUUCCUGCUCUUGUAUUCUAUGCCUGGUCUAAAAAAAGAAAGUGUCUUUAAACUUACUGACCUGUGUUGCUAUCUUUAUUUAUGAACAUACAUUCCAAGGUUCUCCACACCACACAAUAUCUUACUACAUACUUUGUAUCCCCUCACCUUGUUGCACUUCUGAAAUGCAUUACUUAACACUUCUCUGGAUUGAGUUUCAUUUGCCAUUUUUCUGUCCAACUCACCAAACUACCUUCCUGAAGCAUAAAGUUUUCACCUUCACCAAUUACCAGAAAGCUAAUUUUUAUAUCAUGUGCAGACUUUUUUUUAAUCAUGCCCCAUAUAUGUUUAAGUCUAUGUCAUUAAUAUAACAAGCAAGGGACUGAGUUUAUCCCAGUCAUUUCUCAUUCUUCCUCAACAAUAGAGGCAUAGAGUAAUACAGCAUGGAAACAGGCCCUUCAGCCUGACCAAGAUGCUCAUCUAAGCUUGUCCCAUUUGCCUGCAUUUGGCCCAUGUCCCUCUAAACCUUUCCUAUUCACGUACCUAUCUGGAAGUGUCUUUUAAAUGUUGUUAUUGUACCUGCCUCAACCACAUCCUCCGGCAGCUCAUUCCAUUACCACACCACCCUCUGCGUGAAGAAGUUGCCCCUCAGGUCCCUUUUAAAUCUUUCCCCUUUCACCUUAAACCUAUGCCCUCUAGUUAGCAUUGUCCCCUCAUGAAGAGGAAGGUAGU